Molecule: messenger RNA, 1679 nt
Organism: Pelecanus crispus (Dalmatian pelican)
Lineage: Eukaryota; Metazoa; Chordata; Aves; Pelecaniformes; Pelecanidae
Gene: SEPTIN5
Product: septin 5
Molecular function (GO): GTP binding
Source: RefSeq, a predicted model, not a curated record
AGGAAAUCCCGGGCAGCUGCCGUGGGACCCGCUCGCCUCUUCUCUCCUCCUCGCCUCUCUGCCUCGCCGGGCCGCCGUGCUGAGUCAAGCCGAGCCAGCCCUGCGUGUGUGUGCAUGCGUAGGCGGGGGGCUGCUGCAUGGAUUUAGCGAAGGCUGGGAGGGAACACAUGGGUUGGGUUUUUUUUUCUUGGCCCACAGCGGCUGUCCGUCCUGCCGGCCACAGUUAUGGAUUCGAUCAUUAUUCAGGAGCGGUUAGUGGAGCGGCUGCUUUCUCCUCGGACGCAGGCACAGCGAAGCCACCCAGCCAAGCUGAAGGACCAUGAGAAGCAGUACGUGGGCUUUGCCACUCUGCCGAACCAGGUCCACCGGAAAUCCGUGAAGAAGGGUUUCGACUUCACCCUGAUGGUCGCAGGAGAGUCGGGUCUGGGCAAAUCCACGCUGGUGAAUAGCCUGUUCCUGACAGACCUCUACAAAGACAAAAAGCUCCUCAACGCUGAGGAGAGAAUCAACCAGACAGUGGAGAUCGUCAAGCACACAGUGGACAUUGAGGAGAAGGGUGUCAAGCUGAAGCUGACGAUAGUGGACACACCAGGCUUUGGAGAUGCUGUUAACAACACUGAGUGCUGGAAGCCCAUCACUGACUACAUCGACCAGCAGUUUGAACAGUAUUUCCGUGAUGAGAGCGGCCUGAACCGGAAGAACAUCCAGGACAACCGAGUGCAUUGCUGCCUCUACUUCAUCUCACCCUUCGGGCAUGGGCUGAGGCCUGUGGAUGUUGAGUUCAUGAAGGCUCUGCAUGAGAAGGUCAACAUUGUGCCCCUGAUUGCCAAAGCUGACUGCCUGAUCCCCUCCGAGAUCCGGAAGCUAAAAGAGAGGAUCCGGGAAGAGAUUGACAAGUUUAGCAUUAAAGUGUACCAGUUCCCUGAGUGUGACUCUGAUGAAGACGAGGAGUUCAAGCAGCAAGACAGAGAGCUGAAGGAGAGCGCUCCCUUUGCUGUCAUCGGCAGUAACACUGUGGUGGAGGCAAAAGGCCAGCGCGUCCGUGGACGGCUCUACCCCUGGGGCAUUGUGGAAGUGGAAAACCAGGCACACUGUGACUUCGUGAAGCUGCGGAACAUGCUGAUCCGGACACACAUGCAUGACCUGAAGGACGUCACUUGCGAUGUCCACUAUGAGAACUACCGAGCUCAGUGCAUCCAGCAAAUGACCAGCAAGCUGACUCAGGACAACAGGAUAGAAAGCCCGAUUCCUAUCCUGCCCCUCCCAACACCGGACACUGAGACAGAGAAGCUGAUCAAAAUGAAGGAUGAGGAGUUACGGCGGAUGCAGGAGAUGCUGCAGAAGAUGCAGCAGCAGAUGCAGGAUCAGUGAGAGGCAGGUACUCGGAGGGCAGAGGGAAUCCCCCAGUGACCAUCUGAGGCCUGGCAAGAGCUGUGGACGCUUAGAAAAGGUUUCCCGUUGUAUAGAGACUUGUGGGCAAGAGCUGCACCCACACCCUCUAAUUUAUUAGCAGCAAUGCUGGCUUUGCAGUCAGCUGGAUUGUGGAGGAGGCUGUUCACUUAACGGUUUACUGAUGUGUAUUUCUUUUUUAAUAAUUAUUCUUUCUUUUCUUUUUUCUUUUUUUUUUUAAAAAAAAAAAAAGAAAAUAGCCGGGGAAGUCUCUCAGGCAUCCUAAAAAA